AUGACUGUUGGAUGCCUACUGCAGCCCCCUUUCCUGGGGAGGACUUGGCUCCCUAUGCUGCUUCUGGCAGCCUCUGCUCACUGCCACUGGCCCAGCGAGCCAGCAGAAGUGGUUCGGGACUGGGAAAACCAGCUGGAGGCCUCCAUGCACUCGGUGCUGUCGGACCUGCGGGAGCCUGUGCCGGCUGUGGUGGGCAUCCCGGACAGCUCUGCUGUGGUGGGGCGCUUCUUCAGAGUCUCCAUCCCCACGGAUUUAAUUGCUUCCAAUGGAGAAAUCGUCCAGAUCUCUGAAGCUGGGAAGGACUCCUUGCCUUCUUGGUUACACUGGAAUGUGGAGAGCAGCUCCCUGGAAGGGCUGCCCCUUGACACAGACAAGGGCGUCCACUACAUCUCAGUGACCACGCUGCAGCCCUUCCCAAAUGGGAGCUAUGUGCCACAGACCACAAACGUCUUCUCUGUUGAGGUGCACCAAGAGGAUCACAGCGAGCCUCAGUCAGUGCGAGCGGCCAUCCAGGAGGCAGGCGACGCAGCGCCCUUCGUGUGCAGCUCAGAAGAGCCGGUCACCAUCCUGACUGUUAUUCUGGAUGCUGACCUAACAAAAAUGACACCAAAGCAGAGGAUUGAACUCUUAAACAGAAUGAGAAGCUUCUCGGAGGUGGAACUUCAUAACAUGAAGUUGGUUCCUGUUGUAAAUAACAGACUCUUUGACAUGUCAGCCUUCAUGGCUGGACCGGGAAAUGCAAAGAAGGUGGUGGAAAAUGGAGCCUUACUCUCAUGGAAACUGGGAUGUUCUCUGAGCCAAAACAGUGUCCCAAACAUCAGCAAGGUGGAGGCUCCAGCUAAGGAAGGAACCAUGUCUGCCCGUCUUGGCUACCCUGUUGUUGGCUGGCACAUUGCUAACAAGAAACCUCAUCUCCCAAAGAGGAUGCGACGGCAGAUCAAUGCCACCCCAACUCCUUUGACGGCCAUUGGGCCACCCACCACUGCGGCACAGGAACCACCAACCAGGAUUGUCCCUACCCCGACAUCACCUGCCAUCGCACCUCCCACGGAAACAACAGCUCCACCUGUCCGGGAGCCCAUACCACUGCCAAGGAAGCCAACAGUCACCAUCAGAACAAGGGGCCCCAUCGUCCAGACGCCCACACUGGGACCAAUCCAGCCAACCAAGGUAGCAGAAGGUACCGGCACAGCCUCUGUGCCCAUUCGCCCCACGAUGCCCGGGUACAUAGAGCCCACCACAGUGAUCACACCACCCACAACUACCACCAAGAAACCCAGAGUCUCCACGCUGAAGCCAGCCACACCAUCCACAACAGAUUCUUCCACAGCGACAACACGAAGGCCUACUCGAAGACCCAAAACACCCCGUCCAACGAAGCCUCCCAGCACCACCAGAUCCCCCAUCUCCAAGCUGACCACAGCCUCCCCUCCAGGCCGAGUACGCACCACAGCUAGUGGGCUGCCUCGGCCCUGGGAGCCAAACGAGCCACCGAAGCUGACAAACCACAUCGACCGGGUCGAUGCAUGGGAGGGCACCUACUUUGAGGUGAAGAUACCAUCAGAUACCUUCUAUGACAAGGAGGAUACCACCACAGACAAGCUGCAGCUGACUUUGAAGCUGAAGGAACAGCAGAUGAUAGAGGAGAAUUCAUGGGUGCAGUUCAACAGCACCAGCCAGCUGAUGUACGGCAUGCCAGACCACAACCACAUUGGGAAGCACGAGUACUUCAUGUACGCCACCGACAAAGGGGGGCUCUUUGCUGUAGAUGCUUUUGAAAUCCAUGUCCACAAACGCCCACACGGGGACAAGUCUCCAGUGAAGUUCAAGGCCAGGCUGGAAGGCGACCAUGAUGCGGUGGUGAACGACAUCAACAAGAAGAUCAUGCUGGUGAAGAAGCUGGCUCUGGCCUUUGGUGACAGGAACAGCAGCACCAUCACAGUGCAGAACAUAGCCAGAGGUUCCAUCGUCGUGGAGUGGACAAACAACACGCUGCCCCUGGAGCCCUGCCCCCGGGAGCAGAUACGGACUUUGAGCAAAAAAAUUGCAGAUGACUCUGGUGGGCCAAGCCCAGCUUUCUCCAAUGUCUUGCAGCCUGAGUUCAAGCCUCUGAACGUGUCAGUGGUUGGCUCCGGCAGCUGCAGGCACAUCCAGUUCAUCCCUGUGACAAAAGACAGGGUGAUCUCAGAGGCCACGCCAACGGUGGCAGCAGGCAAAGAUCCCGAGAAGAGCAGCGAGGAUGAUGUGUACCUGCACACUGUCAUCCCUGCCGUGGUGGUGGCCGCCAUCCUCCUCGUGGCUGGCAUCAUUGCCAUGAUCUGCUACCGCAAAAAGAGGAAAGGGAAGCUGACCAUUGAGGAUCAGGCCACCUUCAUCAAGAAGGGUGUACCCAUCAUCUUCGCCGAUGAGCUGGAUGACUCCAAGCCUCCACCGUCCUCCAGCAUGCCCCUCAUCCUCCAGGAGGAGAAAGCCCCACUGCCCCCACCGGAGUACCCCAACCAGAGCAUGCCGGAGACCACGCCACUCAACCAGGACACCAUCGGGGAGUACACGCCACUGCGGGACGAGGACCCCAACGCGCCACCCUACCAGCCUCCCCCUCCCUUCACAGCACCCAUGGAGGGGAAAGGCUCCCGUCCGAAGAACAUGACCCCAUACAGGUCCCCGCCGCCCUACGUCCCUCCUUAA
This is a messenger RNA of Indicator indicator, 2688 nucleotides long. RefSeq names its product dystroglycan 1 (gene DAG1). Gene Ontology annotation, cellular component: basement membrane; dystrophin-associated glycoprotein complex; sarcolemma. The record is from RefSeq and is a predicted model, not a curated record. The transcript is spliced from 2 exons. Bases 1 to 2688 code for a protein of 895 amino acids. Gene Ontology annotation, biological process: morphogenesis of an epithelium; nerve development; muscle attachment. Lineage: Eukaryota; Metazoa; Chordata; Aves; Piciformes; Indicatoridae. Gene Ontology annotation, molecular function: laminin binding; calcium ion binding.